Silurus meridionalis is the source of this 3330-nucleotide messenger RNA. It is a transcript of the gene pitpnc1b, whose product is annotated as phosphatidylinositol transfer protein cytoplasmic 1b. The record is from RefSeq and is a predicted model, not a curated record. Gene Ontology annotation, biological process: phospholipid transport. Gene Ontology annotation, molecular function: phosphatidylinositol transfer activity; phosphatidylinositol binding. Lineage: Eukaryota; Metazoa; Chordata; Actinopteri; Siluriformes; Siluridae. Gene Ontology annotation, cellular component: cytoplasm. The coding region runs from base 443 to 1372 and encodes 309 amino acids. The transcript is spliced from 10 exons.
AUCAAAACACGAUCCCGCAGGUAGAUGUGGCAGACGAGAGAACCUAAAGGAUUGCACAUGAAGGAGGAGGGGAAAAAAUGUAAAUAAAAAACAUCAAAUAGACAGAAGAAGAACAGGCGAGAUAAGGAUAAAGCGAAAGAGAGUUAUGUUACAGUCUGGUGACGUUAGAGUUGUGGCUGCUGAAUGAGAAGCACAGAAGAAGGAAGUACAGAACUGUUAGCUAGCUGAGGGAGUGGGAGUAAUCCCUUGCAAGAAAGUGGAUAAAGUGACAACGUGAAAGAGAGGAAGAGAGAACCAAGUUAAAGAGAAAGUGGCGGGACACGGCAAGAUUGUUUAAAAUGAAACUGCAAGCAAACACUCACAGGUAGAACAGGUUACAGAGAGACGGCGACACAGUACGAUACUCGAGACAGACAGCAGCAAAAGGAGACAUAACACAACCAUGUUGAUAAAAGAGUACAGGAUAUGUAUGCCUCUUACUGUGGAGGAGUACAGAAUUGGUCAGCUGUACAUGAUCAACAAACACAGCGACGAGCAGAGUGGAGAAGGGGAUGGUGUGGAAGUCAUCCGGAACGAGCCUGAAAUACACCCUAAAUACGGGUCUGGCCAAGUCACUGAGAAGCGUAUUUACCUCAGCAGUAAAUUACCAUCCUGGAUAAAGAAGUUUGUCCCUAUGAUCUUCUAUAUCACGGAAAAGGCUUGGAAUUUCUACCCAUACACUAUCACAGAGUACACAUGCUCCUUCCUUCCCAAGCUGAGCAUCAAAAUCGAGACGCAUUUUGAAAACAACAAUGGGAGCAAUGAGAAUGUGUUCGAAGACAAGCCCACACCGCAAGACAGCGUCUGCUUCUUGGAUAUACUGAGUGACCCGAUUCCGGAAAAGUAUUACAAAAAACAUGAGGACCUGAGCUGCUGGGUGUCAGACAGGACAGGGCGUGGCCCCCUGGUGGAUGGCUGGAGAAAUAGCACCAAGCCAAUCAUGUGUUCCUACAAGAGAGUCCAGUGCAGCUUCGAAGUCUAUGGGUUCCAGGGCCGGACCGAAGAGUUCAUCCACAGGAAUAUCCGUGACAUCCUGCUGGUAGGACACAGACAGGCAGUAGCAUGGAUGGACGAGUGGCAUGGGAUGAACCUGGAGGAAGUGAGGGAGUUUGAGAAGCAGCUGCAGCAGAAAACGAACCAGAAGAUGAAGGAUGGCAUGAGCAUCUCAGGCUCAGUUGCUCCUGUACGUCCCUCCUUCUCGCGCUCGGUCUCAGUCACGGAUGCUUCGUCACUGAAGAAGAUGGGGGUGAACACCGUGGAUAUUACAGACUCUUCAUCAUCAUGUUCCUCCACAUUCAAGAGCCCUCAGAGGCUGAAUUCAUCAUCAAACUAAUGCCGCACUACUGCCUGUUAAAUCAAACACACCUGCCUGUUACUUUCCAAAGCUGUUGAAGAAUCCAUUAGGACAUGCACAAUCAGCAAUAUGUUUGAAAUCUAUAAGCUAUGCACAGAUGUGGUUUUUUUUUUUUUACUGUUGCAAAUUCAUUCUCUCUAGCUAGUUUUCUCUAUCAAUCAUAGAUGAUGAAGGUAAACCUCUUCCUCAAAAACACAUGAAGCAACCACAUCUGUAUGAACUGCUGCUACAUUAAACAGACAGUGCUUCCCAGCUGCAGUAGCUAUCCUAUAUCUAUGCCUUAGAGUAGCUGGGCUUGUUCAGAUAGACAUAGAACAAAAACCUUACCAUUCAUCCCACCCUCAAGCACUACCAGUUAUACUCAUUUGAGCCUGCCAGUUAUAAACAGCGUUGACAAUGUCAGUGAAGUCAAAAACCUUAGACAAACUGACAUUCUCUUCAUUAAACCCUGCUAGCAUUCUAUAUUGUUUACACACACUAACACCUCCUCAUUUGCUUCUCCGUUUGACCCAGAUCGACAAUUUGUCUUUACAUGCCUCCAGGCCUGCUUCAUUAAAACUUAACUAUCUUAUACCAUUAACAGGACUCACUAAUGCACCAGCAAUACCUACAGUACUGUCCACUUCCUGCAUACGUUCUGUUUUUUUGCCGUUUUCCUGUGCAGGAUUUUUAGAUCUGCAAAACAAAGAGGUAUUUUUUUAAUUAGUCACACUAUGGUGCACAUUGUAUAUUUCGAUUUGACAUUGCAAAACAAUACCUGAUCUUGUGAAGAAUGCACAAUUAUGCCUGUUCAGUUGCAAUGUAGACAUAUGGCAUCAUUACUGAACAUGCUAAUGGGUUGAGUGGAACACACAAGGUUAACCUUGUUAGAUUUUUUUGAUAUAUGUAAAGUAUGAGCACCAAUAUUACAGUCAAAAAACAAACGUGUAUGUAACUAAAGUCUGACCAGCUGUUUUUGCCUGGAUAGAAUAGAUAGCAUUGGUCCCGAGAUUUUAAUGCCUAACUGAAAACCUUGGAUAAAUGGCCCUACCUAUCCUGAUUAUUAGAUACAGGCAGAUCUGCAUGUAUUCAAAUGGGAACCACACAAUUAUUUUAUGGAUUUAAUAAUAGAAUAAGAAAAAAACAACUCAGGGAUUGCAUUGUUUUACUCUGAUCUUUUAGUUCUCAUUUUGUUAAAUUUACCUACUGUUAUGUUAAUUACUUCAUCAAAUCAAAGUGGACAUAUCCAGCUAAAUUGCCAGGAAAGUUGAUCCCAUCCAGGGUGACUUUUUUCACAAUGAGUCCAGGGUUAUUGGGACAGGUUUCGAAUCCACAGUGUCCCUGAUAAAGUGAAAGAUAAAGAUGAAUGAAUUGGUGUCCAGCCACCAGUUUACUCAACUGAAAGAAAGAGUCAUGCUACUUUUAAAUGACUUCGAAUAAGUUUUUUUUCCCUCUGUAUUUGUAUUGUAUUUAAACACUUUCCAAAACUGUUUGGAACUACACCAUAUUGCCUUAAUAUCUAGUCCAGUCUCUUUUUAUGUACAUAUUUACCAUUAGUUAGAGUCUGAUUUGCUGCCUAUUCAUUUUUUUAGCUACCAGAAUUCUAAUCUUAUCAAAAAAUCAUAUAUAGCCAGGCUAACAUUAUGAAUCAUAGCCAUUUAUUGUUAGCAAAUAAGCAAACUUACCUCAGUACACUUUUUAAAAAAUGUGAGAGUUCAUGGCUUCCAUGGAUGUGAAGAAAACACCCUUUAUUUGAGGCUUUCUUUCACUCUUACAUACCAAAAGCUUUUACUGAGGCAGAGCCAGAGAGGCUUUCCCUCCACUUCAACACUGCUUUAUCUAUUUUCACACACUGGAUCAUGUUUUGUUUUUUGUUUUUUUUGCAUUGAUGACUUUAAUUGAAUGCCUCAAAUUGAAAUGUAUAAUAAUAAUGUAUAAUAAAAAAGGGCAGAUGCACA